AGGUGAGGCUUUCCUGCAUUACUCACCACAGAGACCUGACGCCGUCUCCACGACAGCUCCACUUUGGACUUCUCAGGAUUACUUGAAAAUGUUUACGGGUCCUGCCACGCACAAAAACUGAGUAAACGAAGUUAACUAAUCACGAGAAAACAACUCAUUGAGCCACAGGACUGAAUACAACAACUAACUAACUGUUUAAAACGGUUUAUUACAGUUCAUGCUGUAAAAUUACGUGGAAUUACAAAGUGUGUUGUCUUGUGGGACGGUUUUUUUUUUAUUUAUUUUUUUAUUUUAUUUUUUUUAAGAAAACCUCAAAAAAAAAAAGUCAAGACCAUUUCAAUUUAGUGUCGUGUCAGUAUCGCGCUUCUUACGAGUUGCAACUUUAUUUGGGGAUGUUGAGCUCCGUGAAGAUGGAAUCUCAUGAAAUUCCGGAAUGGAAUGCUUUCUACAGUGAGGCAAGUGAGAUGUAUUCCUCUCCGAGCGCCAUGAACUCAGUGAGCAGCUUGAACAGCUACAUAAAUCUGAACUCGGCCUGUUCCACAUCCAGCAUGAAUAUGGGCUAUCCCAGCGCAGGUCUCAACAGCAGCCCAUUGAGCAGCAUGGGUGGAGGCCCCAACCACAUGAGCUUGUCCCCUGUCGGCUCCUCUCUGAACCACAGUUCUCUGACCCAGCUGGGCUCUUCUGCCUCCUCCCUGGGUCCCCUCUCGCAUUACCAAAGCAUGGGUCAGCCAAUGUCCCAGAUCAGCUACCCCUCUCCUACCUCUCUCAACCGGACUAAGGAGAUGCCAAAGCCGUACCGUCGCUCGCUGACCCACGCCAAGCCACCGUACUCCUACAUAUCCCUCAUCACGAUGGCCAUCCAACAGUCCAACAGCAAGAUGCUGACGCUCAAUGAAAUCUACCAGUGGAUCAUGGAUCUGUUCCCGUACUACCGCGAGAACCAGCAACGCUGGCAGAAUUCCAUCCGACACUCUCUGUCCUUCAACGACUGCUUCGUCAAAGUGGCGCGUUCCCCCGACAAGCCCGGCAAGGGCUCCUACUGGGCACUUCAUCCCAAUUCCGGGAACAUGUUUGAGAACGGCUGCUAUCUGCGUCGCCAGAAGCGCUUCAAGCUCGAGGAUAAAUCUGGCAAAAAGAGCUCGGCGAAGUCUCAGGAGGGCGGCAGCAGCGCCAAGGGCGGCCACAGCGGUGAGGGGAUUGAAGAGGAGCACAGUCCCGCCACCGGCUCCGAAGGUGCCGACUCUGCCCAUUCCGACAGCUCCCAUGCCUCGGAGGAGCAACAGAGGAGCCUGGUGCAUAUGGAUUGCCCGUCUCAGGCCCCCAACCUUUCGCACAGCUCGCCAGUGCCAAUUCCAUCUGCAGUGUCCUCCUCCAUGCCCCCGUCCGACUCGCACCUGCACUCUCAGGGAAUGGGCGGCAGCCCUCACCUGUUGGCCAGCCCGAUGCAGCACCUGGAUCUGCAGAACGACCCACUGAAGUCCAUGGACCCCCACUACAACUUCAACCAUCCAUUCUCCAUCACCAACCUCAUGUCCAACGAGCAGAAGAUGGACCUCAAGUCGUACCAGGACCAGGUGAUGGCUUACAACAGCUACACCACAACUUCUCCAGUGGCCACCAAACAGAUCUAUGACAGUGCAGGUCCGUCCGCCAUUGACUCUGGUGCGUACUACCAGACCCUCUACAGCAGGUCUGUCCUCAAUGCCUCCUAAUGUGUUUACAAGCCAUUUGAACUGUACAGACUCUUAAUGGCGGGACUCUUACAUCUUCAACACAGAGCUUGCUUUGCCAUUAAUAACUAAGCUUCGGUUCCUGCACUCUUAAAAAUAAAGGGGGUUUUCACAGUGAUGCCACAGAAGAACCAUUUCUGGUUCCUCAAAGAACCUUUCAGUGAACAGUUCCAAGAAGAACCAAUGGAGAAUCAUGAGAGUUUCCAUGGAUGAUUGGUUGACUGCAGCCUCAAGGUUCUUCACGGAUCCAUGCCAAUAAAUAACCUUUAUUUUUAAGAAUGUGCUGAGAAAAGUGCUUUUACCAGAACCAAGGAUCGAGUUCCAAUGCUUUUUUUUCCCCCAGAAACGAAUUUAAUUAACGUAUAUUCAGG
This is a messenger RNA of Sinocyclocheilus rhinocerous, 2101 nucleotides long. RefSeq names its product hepatocyte nuclear factor 3-gamma-like. The record is from RefSeq and is a predicted model, not a curated record. Gene Ontology annotation, molecular function: DNA-binding transcription factor activity, RNA polymerase II-specific; RNA polymerase II cis-regulatory region sequence-specific DNA binding; transcription factor binding. Gene Ontology annotation, biological process: cell differentiation; anatomical structure morphogenesis; regulation of transcription by RNA polymerase II. Bases 393 to 1712 code for a protein of 439 amino acids. NCBI's taxonomy places the organism in Eukaryota, Metazoa, Chordata, Actinopteri, Cypriniformes, Cyprinidae. The transcript has 2 exons.